CACGCGACGUGAAAGGAGUUCAACAUUGGAUAUCUAUAGAGCUUUACAGCUAGUUUAUCCCAGUGUCCAGACGGAGGAUUUUCUCAGACAUCUCACCAGUUGGAUUCUACUAGCAAGUCAGACGCCAGACCCAGAAUGAAGGCGAUCAGUCCCGUUCGCUCUGUCAGAAGCUGCUAUGAAGCGGUGUGCUGUAUCUCGGAGCAGAGCCUCGCGAUCAGCCGCUGCAAGAGUCCUUCCGAGGAGCUGUCCGACAUGAAUAUGAAUGACUGUUACUCCAAACUCAAAGAGCUGGUGCCCAGCAUCCCGCAGAACAAGUCCGUGAGCCAAGUGGAGAUUCUCCAACAUGUCAUCGACUACAUCUUCGACUUACAGAUAGCGCUGGAAAACGAGACAGACACACAAAACACGCCUGACAUUUUCCUGUCAAUGAAGAACUCAGAGAUGAGCCGUAAUUUCUCCAAAGAAGAUGGAGCUAUGUGCCAUUAGGAUGGAUGAAUGAUAUCAGUCAAUGGUGCGGGACAGAAACUUUUCUCCUCCACUUAUGGAAGAAAAGAGAGUGAAGGGGUGAGCCGGGUGAAGGAGUGAGGCUCUAUUCAGAGUGUGGGAAAGCAAUCUGCGCCCCUCUCGAGCUGUCUAUUCUUUGGUCACUGGACACUUGAACAAACCAAAGCCGAGGAGUUUUUAAGAUCACAAAAAAGAAAAGCCCUCUGAUUUUUUUUUUUUUUUCCUUAAUCAUUCCUGUUUUUGUGGCAACAAUCAAGCAUUGUGUAUUUUGUACUGGCUACAUUCCUGACUAUUUGGACUAACUAAUAUCUCUUCACACACCCUUCCUUCCCAGCCCCCCUCCACCCCUUUUGUAAUAUUUUUUUUUAUUUUCUUGAAAACAUUUUCACAGUCAGCAUGGCUGCAGUUUGGUCUCAGCGAGCUUCUCGAUCACGGGAUGAUGUGUGUAUAUAUUGUGCUUGAGGGGAGUUUUUGUAUUAUAGGGUGGGAAAGGCAGUGGGGAUAAAGACUUGGAUUAGAAUAUGAACUCUAUAAUAUAGAGUGGAUUGUAUAUGUUUGUGGGGAUUGUCUAUUUCUACAGACUGUCAGAUCAACGAGUUUCAUAAACUCAUUUAAGAGUUUUUUCUUUGUACUUACUCUUUUUACACAAGAAAAUAAAUCAUAUGAAAGUCA
Molecule: messenger RNA, 1176 nt
Organism: Danio rerio (zebrafish)
Lineage: Eukaryota; Metazoa; Chordata; Actinopteri; Cypriniformes; Danionidae
Gene: id3
Product: inhibitor of DNA binding 3
Biological process (GO): negative regulation of DNA-templated transcription; negative regulation of transcription by RNA polymerase II
Cellular component (GO): nucleus; cytoplasm
Molecular function (GO): protein dimerization activity
Source: RefSeq, marked provisional